CUUGUCAGCAUCAGGCAGAUGGCACAGAGCAGCCAAGCACAUUGGAGCAAAGCUAGAGUUUAUAUGACCUCACGGUACCUCUGUGAAGACUCCUCUGCAGACCCCCAUCGCACAGCAGGGGCCAUUGCUGCCCUGAUUGAAGUUUACAUAGAUUCAGAAUUCAUAGUGAGCAGCUAUUGUAUCUGAUGCGCAGUGUAUUUUGAGCCCAUACAGGACCUUGAAUACAGCAUUAUAUAACAUGUGGAAAGCUGACACACAAUAUUACUUGAACCUAAGAUUUACAGCAUUUAAAUCUACUCACAAACAAUAGACUGGUUCUACAAGGCAGUCACUGGAAUCAGCCACUACUGUAUUAUUCUGAACCUGUAUUGCUCACACAUUAAUUACUGGAGUUUGCUAAUUAGCUGGUCUCAUCAACAAAGCAACUCAGAUCAUAUAAUAUUGUAGCUGUCUUUGUGUUCGCUACACCUGGCUCCAUAUAUUAAGACAUCACAGGAGAAGCUUCAUCUCAGCUAGAUCGUAACUGUCCGCAGUCACUCAACUUGUUCUGAGCCACUACAGGUGGUCCCUAAGCAGGUGCAAGGAUCUCUGCAUUGUGCCAAUAUCUGCACCAACUUAUCAACAACAAAAAAAGCUCCCAUAAAAAGUCUUUAUCUACCCAUGGAGUCACUGAAGAUUUGGGAUCAACUUCAAGCUGGCAGCUCAGAAGUGGACUGGUGUGAGGACAACUACAAGAUUGUGCCCACCAUCGCUGAGUUUUACAACACGAUCAGCAACAUCUUGUUUUUUGUGUUACCACCCAUAUGCAUGUGCCUGUUCCGUCAGUACGCAACCUGCUUCAACAGUGGGAUAUAUUUAAUAUGGACGCUGCUUGUUGUUGUCGGAAUUGGCUCAGUUUACUUCCAUGCAACGCUCAGUUUUCUUGGGCAGAUGUUGGAUGAGUUGGCUAUUUUGUGGGUGUUGAUGUCUGCAUUAGCCAUGUGGUUUCCCAAAAGACAUUUGCCUAGGGUCUUCCGGAAUGAUAGAUGGAGAUUUAAAGCAGUUGUUGCAGUGCUCUCUGGAAUUACCACAAUUAUGGCCUUCAUCAAACCUGCAAUCAACAAUAUCUCAUUAAUGACACUGGGGAUACCAUGCACAUUAUUACUCAUUAUUGAGCUGAAAAGGUGUGACAACAUGCGAGUUUACAAACUUGGAUUGCUUUCUGGAUUUUGGUGGACAUUAGCAUUAGUGUGUUGGAUCAGUGACAAAGCCUUUUGUGAGAUAUGGUCAUAUUUCAACUUCCCUUACCUCCACUGUGUCUGGCAUAUUCUCAUCUGUCUUGCAGCUUAUCUCGGCUGUGUCUGCUUCGCUUACUUUGAUGCUGCAUCUGAAAUCCCUGAACAGGGCCCCGUCAUUAAGUUCUGGCCUAGUGAGAAAUGGGCAUUUAUUGGAGUUCCGUAUGUUACCCUGCUCUGUGCACACAAAAAAUCGCCCAUCAAAAUCACAUGAAUCUAUAGAGCUUAAAAACCAAUCGUAUUUAUUUAUGGAUGCACAUGAUUUUUGGCUUGCUGUUAUCUUAGAAACUUCUGGAAUGUGCAGAAAUAGGACUGAGGUAUUGAUUUCCUAUAUCUUUAAAUCUCACUACCUGGAAUUAGUUGUAUUAUUGCACACAAACAAAACCUAUGUGGCUUUUUUUACUUACUGCCAAACUAAUUUAUUCAGGGGAAAUAAUGAAAUCUCACUAAGUUCCUGUACUUAUAACUAAACAAUUCUUCUAAUGAGACAUAAUUAUACAGCCUCUAUUUAUUGAAGAUGUUUUUAUAUCCAUUUGUAUAUUUUGUACGACUGAAGAGUGUUCUUCGAGUAACUUAUUCUAGUAUUUACACAGAUCUAUAUAGUGUGAUUUUAUCUUUAUAUAGGGUUUGCGUGGUGUGUGGACAAUUUUAUGACACGGUCAAGUCUUUGCAUCUAAAAUACUCAGAUAUGUAUUUUUGAAUGGAUGCCUCUUCUGGACUUUUUUUUUAAAUAAGGCACUGUAUGAAUUUGACCCAUACGCUUAUUUUAAUGAGAACAUGCAGAAAGACUUAAGUUUGGAAGUAAAAUCAAGCUUUUUCCAUGCUACAUUUGUGAAACAAAUUUGUGAUGCAACCACAGAACUGAUAUUGUAAUGGCAAUGCAAUUGUAUUGCGCUUCAGUGUUGCAGAAUUGAGACUGAACAGAAUCGGGGCAAUGUGUGAAGCGGAUUUGUACAAUAAAGACAAGGCAUGAUGAGUCUAACACAAAAUGGCAUUUCAGAAAUAAAGGUGAACUUACUUUCUAUGAGGUCACAUGCUCGACUCUAAGAACUAUUUAGUGAGCUAAUUUUGCACAUGGUCUAUAAUGUACACUCAGGGGUUUACAUAUUGUUUGGAACACAACUUGCAAAAUACUAUAUGCUUUGAUAUCUGCUAAGUGUUUAUGAAUAUAAAUUGUGCAGGCUUUCUUUACCAUUGUUACCAGUGGUCUAAAGAGAAAUUAUAGAUGUCAUGCAAUAGCCAGUGUUAUCUUUAAAGGAGAUUAAUGAGCUAAAUGACUAUUACGCAGAGCACCCCCCCCCCUCACACACACACACACAAAGCCUGACCACCUACUGCAGAGUUAGGACUUAUUGACUAGAACUGCAUGACAAAUUAAAGCCUAUGCCAGCCAAAUAUAAAUUGCAUGUUUUUUAUAAUAAUUAUUAUUAACGAAAAUUCUUAGUUACCUUAAGUGUUACACAGAUUGUUCCAAAAUGGUUCUGGCAUGGAGCACUUGAACAAUUAUAGGGGUAAAAUUAGUGCCAGAAUGUACCGAAACAGUUAACAGAAAACUUUUUCUGAGGACUCUUAAAUGUAGAUCAGAAUCAGAAACAAAUUCAUGACUUCUCUGCAUAGCUUAACAUCUUCCCAAAAUACCUAAUCAUGCAAAAUGGAAACCAGUGUUUCAUAGGAUAACAUUUUGAGCAGGGGCGUAUUAUGGCCUAGGCCAACAAGGCUGGUGCCUAGGGCAGCAGAUUUGGGAUGGACAGCACGUGCCCUAUCCUCUCUCUAAAAGCCAGCACACAGUGCAGUGAGCGAUAAAGUGCAGGUUUUACAGAGAAGACAAGGCACGUGCGCUGAUUACGGUCACUCUUCACAGGCAGUGCUCCUUUAAACCGUUGCUUUAUUUAGAGCCGCAAGCAUUUUUGCAGUGGAAGCGUUCUUGGUAAGAAACUUGACCGGGGAUAUGCUUACAAGGUGAGGCUGGAGGAAAAGACCUUGUGCUGAUAUGCUACCUCCCUUUAUCAGCUGGGGUGGGUCUGCGAGCGCAGUGCUUAUUGCAGGUCUUAGUAACUAACAGACUAGAUGCAGCUGUGCACUGCUUAGAUCAGCUUGUGAUGUCUAAUCAUAAACUCUCAGCACUAGUGUAAAGUGUAUUUCUCUCUCUCUCUCUCUCUGUGUCUCUCUCUCUCUCUCUCUCUCUCUCUCUCUCUCUGUGUGUGUCUCUCUCUGUCUCUGUCUCUCUCCUUUCCUUUUUGCCCUCUGCUUCUUUUCUUUCCCUUCUCUCAAGGAGAAAAUGGUAUGAGAUGCAUGUCGUUUAACCCACCUGUAUGCAAGUGUUUUGCUAGUCCAUUUUCUUUUGAAUUGAUAUGAAGUAACAAACAAAACAAAAACAUUUUACACACGGACCCCAAAAAAAUAUUUAGUGGAGAAAAGGCCUAAAUCCUUUAAGGAAGGGGGGGGGGGAGCAGGAUUUUGAGUGCCUCGGGCAGCACAAAACAUAAAUACGCCACUGGUUUUGGGAGUAUAGUGAUAUCUCAAAGUGUCAAAUUUAUUAAUGGUAUAAAAUAUUACAUUGGUUCAUGAAAAGAAAACUCAGUGUUUGUUACUUUUUUAGAUUUAUAUGAAAUAUCAUGAAAAAAGUGUUUUAAAUUAAACUUGUAUUUUUCCUGCUGGUGGAAUGUUUUUAAUUCAUGCUGUGUGUAUGCUAUUUUAUAUUUAUGUGUUUGUAAAGUUUUGACAUACUGUAUGUAAAACAAAUCUUGGAAUUAAAAUUUGUUAAAAAAAUGUGA
Molecule: messenger RNA, 4048 nt
Organism: Bombina bombina (fire-bellied toad)
Lineage: Eukaryota; Metazoa; Chordata; Amphibia; Anura; Bombinatoridae
Gene: ACER2
Product: alkaline ceramidase 2
Exons: 6
Coding region: 661-1488 (275 amino acids)
Biological process (GO): ceramide metabolic process
Cellular component (GO): membrane
Molecular function (GO): hydrolase activity, acting on carbon-nitrogen (but not peptide) bonds, in linear amides
Source: RefSeq, a predicted model, not a curated record